GAAAAGAUAGUCCAAAAACCGGAGUAAUUUAGUUUUUGCAAUUGGAUUUAAUAGUAAAAUUUAAUGUGUCGUGAAAAAAACUGAAAAUUUGGAAAUAAAUUCUUUUAAAAUAUAAACAUUUAAUGAAAAUUUCUUUACAAAUCAAGUUUUAAACAAGAAAAACUAAAAACAAAACAAACGUCGAGAAAACUUUCUUUUCAUAAUUUGUGUGCGUGUUUAGUAAAAUUCAAGUGAAAAUUAUUUUAUAAAUACAUUUGUGUAUAUGUGUAAAUAUAUAUUUUCUCAGUAAAAGUAUAAAUUUAUUUUAUAUAAGUUAUGCCAUUUAAAAAGAACAUGUCACCAAAAAAUGCGCACAUCGUCAAUUGAUUCAGAUGAUGAGGAUGAAUGUCUUCCAACAGAUCAUAAUGAAGAUGUAAUUGAUUUAAACCAAAAUAAGAAUUUAAAAGGAAACCAAACUUUGGGCAAAAUACAUGAAAAUGAUUUAAGAACUAGGGAUAUUAAAAUAAGAAUUGGAAAUAAAAGAAAAUGUCUUGGUAAUUCAUCAUUUCUAAUAAAAACAGAUGGAUUUUUAAAAUCAAAGAAAAAAAAAUUGCGACUCGGAAAAAACGAUAAUAUAAAAAACAUCAAAUCACUCGACAAUACUAGCAAUACUAGUUUUAAUAAAAAAAUUAAUAGUUUGGUGGAUCCAGCAGAAAAAUCUGAUGCAGCAAAAGAAAAUAGUAACGCAGAGGACAACAAAAAGAAAUGUGUUAUUUCCGAUGAUAUUAUAAUUAAGAAAGCACCAUCAAAGUCCUUGCAAAUAUCGUAUAAACGUGAUAAAAAGGAUUCAGAAUAUUCAUCAUUAUCAACAAACCAAUGCGAGAAAAACGCAACGCAAAAUUUUGAGAUAUCUGACGAUCAAACUAAAAGAAAUUUUGAUAGCUUAAAAACAAAUUGUACUCUUCACAACAAAUCGACUUUUCAAAGUCGAGUGCAGCAUUAUCAAAAUUUAUUAAAAAUAAUAUCUAAAAAUUCAGAAGUUAAUAACAAAACAGAAUAUUUUAAUUCAUUAGAUGAUGUUAGUGUUGAAACAAAAAACAAAGAGAAUGCAGAACUUUUAGAAGAAGUAUCACAAAAUCUAAAUUCUAAAAGAAAUAUUUUAAAAAAUAAAGAAAUUUUGCAUCACUUAAAUAAAAAUAUUGUUCAUAAAAAAGGUGUUUUAAAAGAUAAUUUUGAAGAACAUUUAACUGGAGAAAAUAUACAAAAUAAUAAAUUUUUAAUUGAAAGAGAAAAUUCGGAAAACGAAAAUAUCCAAGAGCAUAAAGAAAAUUAUUUAGGAAAAAAACCAUCGCUCAGUUUAACAAAAUUAAAGAGAUCGGCGUCUUUAUCUGAUUCAGUUCGAAACUCAAAACGUUUAAAAGAAAACAAUUUGAAUCUUGAAAACGAUAAUUGUAAAAAAAAUUUUAAAGAUAUGUCCGUAUACGACCGUCGAUCAACAGUAUUUGGCAUGGAUAAUAUUGGUGAAAGAACGAACAUUAGUAAUGGUUUACUAUCUCGUAUUUCAAACGAAGAUAAUUCUAGUAACAACCAAUAUUAUUCCAGUUCAUCUAAUUUAAAUGGCCAAUUGCCACAACAACAACCAACUACAAUAGCAACUUUAUGUAAUAUUGGAAACACUUGUUAUUUAAAUUCGGUAGUGUACACGUUAAGAUUUGCCCCUUUGUUUCUACAUAAUUUACAUCAUUUAGUCGAUGAUUUAUCAAACGUUAAUCAAAAUAUUGUAAAAUAUCGAGCUAAAAGUUCAUCACUUGGACGAAAUGUAUCUGGUUUACAUAUUGAAAACGCACGUAGCUGGAGUAGUAAGGAUUUAGCGUCACUAGAAUCUAAUAGUAUUUUAACUGGCAAUAGUGGUAUUGGCGGAAUAGGUUUAGGGGGUAUUGGAAAUUUUGGUGGAAAUAAUCCAGCAAGCGCUUGUGAUAAUCAAAAAUCCAGUCAACAAAUUGCAACGGAAAAAUUACAUGAAUUAUACCAGCAUUUACAUCGUAAUGAAAUGAAUGAUUCAACAGAGCCAUUCCAUGCAGAUACAUUCCUUCACGCUAUCCAGGAUGUUAGUGCAAUAUUUGAAGGCAAUCAACAACAAGAUGCGCAUGAAUUUUUAAUGUGUGUUUUAGAUAAUAUUAGGGAAACGUGUCAAUCUCUAACAAAAGCUAUUACUGAAUAUCCUGAUGUAAUAUCAAAUGGUUACGUCGGAAUUCCAGAGCAAGGUAAUGAAAACAAAACAUCAACCAGUGUUACAACACAAUCUAAUGUAGUUGUUUUACCAAAAGAGCCAUUACAACAAAUUAAUAACGUAAGCAACACAACUAACUUAAUGAAAACAUCAUUUUUUUCGAGAAAAUCAAAAAGAAAAGAUGAGGCUAAAAAUUCUAAAAAUAUUAAAACGCAAUCUAAAGAAUCAAAAGAUAAUUCGUCUUCAUCUAAUUUUUCUGCAUCAUUAGAUUCAACUGAUGCGAGUAACAGUAAUUCGGCGUUUCCUAGUAACUUACUAGGUACUAGUAUAUUGGAAAAUGAUAUUAGCAAUACUGGCAAUAGUGGUAAAAACAUUUCCACAGCACCAGGAGCAAUCAGCCAAAAAGAUAACAAAGAACAUUUAGCUGAAAAAAUUAAGAAAUUAGGAUUAGAUUUCUUCAGUCAAUAUUUUGAGGGAAUAACGGUUUCUACAACAAAAUGCUUAAGUUGUGAAACCAUUACCGAACAAAAAGAAACAAUGAUAGAUAUUGCAGUUCCUAUUUCAGGUUAUGAAAAUGCGGACUGCUCAGGAUCUUUUAUACAGAACUCAUGUAUUACACGAGAAUAUUUUCGAGGAGAAAAUAAAUAUCGUUGUGAACAAUGUACUGGUUAUACUGAAGCAAUACGUUCAAUAUCCUAUGAAGUGUUACCAAGGUUAUUAAUUAUUCAAUUGAGUCGAUUUUCUGGUGGCAUGGAAAAAAUAAACAGUUAUUUACCAACCCCGUUUACGUUACAGUGCUUUUGUUCGCAAUGUUGUAAAGCCAAUGAUGAAGAUAAAUUACAUAUAUAUAAAUUAUACAGUGUUAUUACACAUGUUGGUGCAACAAUGUCUGUAGGACACUAUAUAGCAUAUACAUGCUCUUUAGAUUGGUCAAAUGAAUACAUAAAUUGUCCGAAAGAUCGAAGGCGACAACAACAAACACAACAAUUUCAGCAACAACAACAGCAACAGAACAAACUGCAAAAUUUAAGCUCAUCUAAUAAAACUUCAUUUUCUAGUAAUACAAAUAAUUCUCACAUAAAUUUAAGCAAUGGAAGUAGUAGUAGUGGAAACGAAAAAAACAUGGGAAUUGUAAAAAAAUUAAUUUAUGGACGUAGUAAAGCGUCAAGUAGUGGUGAUAUGACAAAAAAUAUGAAAAAUUUAAACGGUAUUUCAUCAAGUACCAAAGAUAUUACUAAUGGUGUUGAAAAAUUAAAAAUGGGUCCCACAUUAUGUCAGGGACUUAAUUGUUGUGGAAUUAAAUUGCGACAAAAUAAUUUAAAUUAUUCUUCAAAUUCCUUAAAUAAUCUAGGCGCUAGUAGUGGAAUUGGUUCAAUAAAUUCUUCAUCAGUAUCAUCAGCAUCAAAUUUAAAUGGAUCAUAUGUUGAUUUAAUUGAUGACAUUAAUACAAAUGCUAAUUCAAAUAUAAAUUCAGGUCAUAAUAGUGGUUACGGUUCCAUGAAUGGAAGUCGAAAUUAUCAUCAUCGGCAGCAACAUCAACAUCAAAACGAACCAAUAUGGUAUAUGUGCGAUGAUGACAAAAUUAAAGCUAUGACACAAAGAGAAUUUGAAGAAUUAUUAUCACCAAAUCGUAAAAUUAUGAUUACACCAUAUUUAUUAUUUUAUGCAAGGAAAAAUUUAAAUAAGAACGAUAGCACAAAUGAUAUAAAUUCCGACUGUAGAAAUGGCAGUGAUGAGUAAUAAAAUAAAUUAAGAAAUUUAUUGUAUUUAAAAUAAGAUUAUUUAAAUAUUGAUUUUAUUUUUUUUUUUUUAAAUAUAAGUUUUUUUUUUAUGAUAAAUAUAUAUUAACUUAAAUUAACCAUUAUAUUUUAUGUUUUUAAUUUUAUUUUAAAAAUUUUAGCGAAACUUCCAAUUUUAAAUUUUUAUGCAUGAGAUUACAAUAUAUAAAAAUUUUGAAUUUAGUUAUUGCAAAACUCAAAUUUUAGGGGCAACUUUAUUUCAUUCUCAUAAUCAAUAAAUUGUAUAAUUCAUUUUUUAACACAAUAUAUUAUUUCAAUAUAUUUCUCACAUAUUUAAAUAUAUUGUUUACACUCCACUUAAUAUAAGUGUUUGUAAAGAAGUUUGUUUUAGAAUUAAAUAAGAAAAUGUAAUUUGUUUUGAAAAUGUAUUUUUUUUU
Molecule: messenger RNA, 4385 nt
Organism: Condylostylus longicornis
Lineage: Eukaryota; Metazoa; Arthropoda; Insecta; Diptera; Dolichopodidae
Gene: Usp1
Product: ubiquitin carboxyl-terminal hydrolase 1
Exons: 5
Coding region: 347-3949 (1200 amino acids)
Biological process (GO): protein deubiquitination
Cellular component (GO): cytosol; nucleus
Molecular function (GO): cysteine-type deubiquitinase activity; cysteine-type endopeptidase activity
Source: RefSeq, a predicted model, not a curated record